Messenger RNA from Eimeria tenella, 690 nucleotides. Its product is annotated as Charged multivesicular body protein 1b/chromatin modifying protein 1B, related. Gene Ontology annotation, cellular component: ESCRT III complex; multivesicular body. The record is from RefSeq and is a predicted model, not a curated record. The transcript is spliced from 6 exons. Lineage: Eukaryota; Apicomplexa; Conoidasida; Eucoccidiorida; Eimeriidae. Gene Ontology annotation, biological process: late endosome to vacuole transport; endosome transport via multivesicular body sorting pathway; protein transport. Bases 1 to 690 code for a protein of 229 amino acids.
AUGGGAAACCACCAUUCUGUCUUGCCUGUCAUUCUCGAUUUGAGAAUUAAAGCUCGAGAACUCAAAAGGCAAAGUGACCGCUGCUACAGAGAAAGUCUGCAAGAGAGGGAGAAAAUUCGAAGAGCUUUGCUGCGGCAGAACCAGGAAGGCGCGAGAAUAUUUGCACAAAAUUAUGUAAGAAAGAAACAAGAAGGACUGAACUCCCUCCACAUGUCGUCCAAGCUGGAGGCCGUGGCUUCCCGCCUCGACGGCGCCCACCGUUCUCACCAGCUCACAACAAGAAUCCACUCUGUGGCCUCAGGGCUCUCGGGGGCUUUGAGAAAGCUCGACAGCUCUUCCUCUCUGCGUGAAAUUGAGCUUUUCUCGAAGCUGUUUGACGAUCUCGAUGUGAGAAGCGACUCUGUCUCAAGUCUACUCGACGCUUCGACUUCCAGCGCCGUCCCGGCACAGCAGGUCGACAAAGUGCUGACAGAAGUGGCGAGCACUUUUGGAAUUUCCCUGGAAGACCAGUUGGAGGGUUUCGAAGGUGUCGAUACACCUCAGAAGGAGCACUGCGAACGACAAAGAGCCAUGGGGGACAUUUCAGGUGUCUAUACACUGCAAGCAAACGCGCCAAAUCGCCUUUUGGGGAAAGGAAUUGAAGGCCGAAAAGAGCCUCGAGGGACCAAAGAGGUGGCGAGUGGCUGCUAA